CACGCUUCACAGUAGAAGAGUAACCAGACUUUUUAAAAUAUACUGUUAACUUUCUCUUUAGUGUGGCUUUGCAGUUUUAAAAAAUCAAGUUAAUUGGAUUUCAGGACUUCUUGGCUCCUUUUCUCCGGUAUUUGUCUGUUUGCCCACCUGAGCCCGCUACUCAGUUUUGUGCAGCAUGACUUUGCAACGCGUCUGAUCAACUAAAAACUAUAUCAUGGUGACAUUACCUACCGGUGACAUGCCUGCUGUGGGGAUCCUCUGUAAAUGCGCAAUCUCUCACUGUGGAGUAAGCAGCGAAGUCCAGGUGUCACCGGGGAAAAGUGAUGUGUGCAGGAGCGUCAGUUUGAUGUCAGCUGGGAUUUGACAGAGCGCAGGAGUUUGGGAUGAAAGAGAAACCUUAAAAAAAAGACACAUUUCCCCGCUACUUUUACCUGGACUCAACACGGACUGCCCGGAACCAUGGCUUCUGAGAUGGUGUGCGGGCUGGUCUUCAGGCUACUGCUGCCUCUGUGUCUUGUAGCUGCUUGCCUGUUCAGGUACAAUGGCCUGUCCUUCGUCUACCUCAUCUAUCUCCUGCUUAUCCCACUCUUCGCGGAGCCCACAAGCACAACAAUGCAAGGCCACACAGGGCGCCUGCUGCAGUCCCUCUGCUUCACCAGCAUGUCUUUCGUGCUGCUCCACAUCAUCUAUCAGAUUACCGUCAACAGCCUCCUGGCCGGGAAGUCCAUCACCCCCGACUUCAACUGUUCCACGUGGGAGAAAUCCAUACGACAAAUUGGCUUUGAAAGUGUGAUUGGUGCAGAUGCGGGGAACGGCAUCCGAGUGUUCAUCCCCGACAUCGGCAUGUUUGUGGCCGGCCUGGCCAUCUGGCUGCUGUGUCGCAGUCUGGUCCAGAAGAGACCGCCGGAGGACAUGGCCCAGUACAACACCGACUUUGAAGCAGAGGAACAAGAAGAAGAGGAGAAGCUGAGCCUGGACGACAACAUCCUGCUAGAGGAGGACUACGAGGCGGGGUACGAGGCCGAGGAGGAUGAGGAGGAGGACGAGGAGCUGGAGGAGGAGGAAGAGGAGGAAGAGGAGGAGGAAGCAAAGGAGAGCACCAAGAUGAAGAUCCUGCGCCACGUAGCCGAGGUGGCGUCCAAAGUGAAGGAGAUUAUCGGGAACCUGAUCACGACUGCAGGGAAGGUGGUGGUCACCAUCCUGUUGGGCAUGACAGGUAUCAUGCUGCCCUCGUUGACCUCGGCUGUGUACUUCUUCAUCUUCCUCUUCCUGUGCACCUGGUGGUCUCUCUGCCGGACCUUCGAGACGCUCAUCUUCAGCUGCAUGUGCGUCCUCAUGGCCAUCUUCAGCGCCGGACACAUCAUCGUCCUCUACCUCUACCAGUUCCAGUUGUUCCAGGAGUCCAUCCCCGCUGACAAUGUUACUGUAGUAUUUGGCAUCUCCCCCAUUAUCCAGACCGACUGCUCCUACACGUGGAAGCUCAUCGUGCACCCGGAGCGUAAGUGGUACCACUUUGUCAAUCCCAUCAUGCUGCUGCUCCUCUACUACACCCUGGCCACGCUCAUCCGCCUCUGGCUGCAGGAACCCAUCGAUCAGCUGACGGACGACAAGGAAGAUGAUAUGUGUGAGGAGGAAGAUCUGGAUGGAAACACAACGAAUAACGGGGCCAACAGGAAGAGGCAGCUGUGGUGGGAAACACGCCAAGGCACAGAUGAGAAAAACGCUGUUCCCACCUCAAACGGGACGUCCUUUGAGUUCGUCACCACUGAGAAUGGACCGGUCUGCCUGGACCUGUAUUCCACCCCACAGUAUAAAAUGGACCAGCCCAGUGAUGGUACAGAGAAGAAGGAGGAGUGUGUGUAUGAGGUGUCUAUUCCCCUGGAGGAGUCGGAGCAUGAAGGAGGUGAUGAGGAGUCUAAGAUGAAGAAAAGAGGAGUCGGUGCGAUGGUCAAAAUCUUCCAGUUUGUCAUGAAACAGAGCUACAUCUGUGCUCUCAUAGCCAUGAUGGCGUGGAGCAUCACUUACGUCAGCUGGCUGACGUUCGUCUUCCUCAUGUGGUCCUGCAUGCUGUGGAUGGUGAGGGACCGGAGGCGCUACGCCAUGCUGUCCUCGCCCUUCAUGGUCGCGUACGGAAACCUGGUGAUAAGUCUGCAGUACAUCUGGAGUUUUGAGAACAUGGAUCCGGACAAAUACUCGGGUUUCUUUGUCAGGAAGAAAAAUCCUUUCCACUCACUUUCAUCCAAGAUCAUGUGUCUGCUGACCUUUUGGCUGCUGCUGAGACAAACGCUCACAGAGAGACGGGAAAAACAAAAUGAAGAAAGUGCCAGUCUGUCAGACGUCCAUGUGGACGAUGAGAAGAAGAAGGAGGAAGAGGAGUCUGAGGAGGGAGGAGAGCAGGACACCAUGCACGUUCUGGGCACCAUGGUCAUGGCUAUGCUGAUUAAAUACUGGAUCUACAUCUGCGGGGGCAUGUUCUUCUUCGUCAGCUUCGAGGGAACCAUCGUCAUGUACAAGAUCAUCUACAUGAUGAUGUUCCUCUCCUCCGUGGCGCUCUACCAGGUGCACUACGAGUGGUGGCGGAGGAUCCUGAAGUACUUCUGGAUGUCGGUGGUGAUGUACACCAUGCUGGUCCUCACUCUGGUCUACACCUUCCAGUUCAAAAUAUCUGAUGACUUCUGGAAAAGACAGCUGAAAAUGAAUGAAAAUGGCUUGAAGGACCUCGGCCUGGAGAGGUUUACUGUUGCCGCUCUGUUCACCAGGAUUUUUAUCCCCACGUCCUUCCUGCUGGUGUGUAUUCUCCACCUUCACUACUUCCACGACCGCUUCCUGCAGCUCACCGAUCUCCAGGCUGUCAUGGCUAAAGAGGAGAGCACAAUCUACAGACUGGUGCACCAGGAUGGCAGCCUUGCGGACAUCACCAUGCUCAGCGCCAGCUCCGUGGACGCAACGAUAUCCAGAGAGGAGUCGCAGCAGGAGAAGGAGCAGCAGGAGGAUCAGGGGGAGUGGAGGCUGGAGAAGGAGAAGGCCCUGGUGGUGGUGAUGGAUGACACCGACACGACUGGUGAGAAACCGAGGACUUUCUCCGACGCACAGCAGUCCAGCGCCGAGGAGAGCCACCACUGCAGUGCGGGGACGGAGCCGGAGCCGAGCACCGAGCAGAGUUCAGAUCUGAAGAAUAAAUGGCAUCUGGUGGUCGACCGGCUGACGGUGCUCUUCCUGAAGUUCCUGGAGUACUUCCACAAACUGCAGCUGUUCAUCUGGUGGUUACUGGAGAUCCACAUCAUCAAGAUCGUGUCCUGCUACAUCGUCCUGGUCUCGGUCAAAGAUGUUUCUUUGUUCAACUACGUGUUUGUGGCGUCCUGGGCCUUCGCGCUGCCGUACAGCCAGUACCGGCCGCUCGCCUCCAGUGUUUGCACGGUCUGGACGUGUGUCAUCAUCGUGUGUAAAAUGUUGUACCAGCUCAACUUUGUAGAACCCAAAACCUACUCCAAGAACUGCUCAAUGCCAGAUGGCUACUCAAAUGACGAGGAGAUUUACAUGAAGAAUUCUCUGCUGUAUAAGAGUCCGGUGGAUCCAGCUAACUGGGUCGGCCUGGAGAAAUCUGAGGACCUGCUGGGUUACCUAAGGGAAAACCUCAUGAUGCUAGCUCUGUUAGCAUUCGAGGUGACCAUCUACCGCCAUCAGAAUUAUUUCAGACUGAGGAACAAACUGUCGCCUCCCGCUGCCCAGAUCAUCUUCCAUGAUAUCACACGGCAACACCUGGACAUCGGCAUCAUCAGCUUCAUCAAAUACUUCAUCAACUACUUCUUUUACAAGUUUGGACUUGAGACGUGCCUGCUGCUCGUGGUCAAUGUCGUCGGGCAGCGGAUGGACUUCUACGCCAUGCUUCACGCCUUCGCCCUGAUUGGAGUCAUGUACAGACGCAGGAGGAAAGCCAUCGCUGAGAUCUGGCCCAAGUACUGCUUCUUCCUCGCCUGCAUGCUGACCCUCCAGUACUUUGUCUGCAUCGGAAUCCCGCCAGCAGCCUGCAAAGACUAUCCCUGGAGGUUUCCCAACUCUACAACAACCUCCAACGUGGUCAAGUGGCUCUAUGUUCCAGAUUUCCGCACCCCGCCUAAUCCAUCGUUCCUCAUCUAUGACUUCAUCUUGCUGCUGUGCGCCUCCCUCCAGAGGCAGGUCUUUGAUGAUGAAAACAAGGCGGCGGUCCGCAUCAUGGCUGGAGACAACGUGGAGAUCUGCAGGGAUCUGGACGCAGCCUCUUUCAGCGUCCAUAACCCCGUCCCCGACUUCAUCCACUGCAGGUCGUACCUGGACAUGCUGAAGGUCAUCAUGUUCAGCUACCUGUUCUGGUUUGUCCUCACCAUCAUCUUCAUCACGGGGACAACGCGCAUCAGCAUCUUCUGCAUGGGCUACCUGGUGGCCUGCUUCUACUUCCUGCUCUUUGGUGGAGAGCUGCUGCUCAAACCAAUCAAAAAGAUCCUCCACUACUGGGACUUCUUGAUCGCCUACAACAUCUUUGUCAUCACCAUGAAGAACGUGUUGUCUAUCCUGGCUUGUGGCUACAUCAACUCUCUGAUUGAGGACCGCUGCUGGUCGGUCCAGUUGUUCAGUCUGGCCUGCACCAUCAAGGAAUACGACAUCAACCAAUCAAAGAACUGUGACCUGCCUAAAAACGAGGCGGGGAUCAUCUGGGACAGCAUCUGCUUCGCCUUUCUGCUGCUGCAGAGACGAGUCUUCAUGAGCUACUACUUCCUGCACGUGGUGGCUGACAUCAGGGCGUCGCAAAUCCUCGCGUGCAGAGGGGCGGAGCUCUUCCAAGCUACGAUCGUGAAGGCGGUGAGAGCCAGACUGGAGGAGGAGCGCAAAUCUGUGGAGCAGCUGAAGAGACAGAUGGAGCGCAUUAAGGUGAGGCAGCAAAAGUUUAAGAGGGGCAAGGAGAAGAUGCUGAGCAUGGCGCAGGAGUCUGGAGAAGGACAGACCCUCGUCCAGCCCGAGGAGGAGGACGAUGAUGGAGCACAGCGAACGAAAGCCAAGACCAAAAAAAAGCAGUGGUGGAGGCCGUGGGUUGACCAUGCUUCUAUGGUUAGAAGUGGAGACUAUUACUUGUUUGAAACUGACAGUGAAGAGGAAGAGGAGGAGGAGGAGAAAAAGGAGGACGAUCAGCCAAAGAAGUCUGCGUUUCAGCGAGCUAUUGGGAAGUUUGUCUCUGCUGUUAUAGCUUUACCCAAGUCUAUCAUUAAGCUGCCUAAAACCAUCCUGCAGUAUGUAGGCAAGGCAGGCAAGUUUCUUUAUCACGCCUGGAUCACAGACCCCAAAGCUGCUCUAAGAGCACGAGGCAAAGAGAAGCGCAAAUUUUGGAAAAAAUACACAAAAGGAGUCAGACGUAAAAAAAGCAAGAAAGAUGCAGGUCAUGUGACCGUAGAUCUGGGUGAGCUCUCAGAUGGGCAAGACAAACGAGAAGAGGAAAAGUCAAGUGGUCCAGACAACAUCAUCAAGCGAGUGUUCAACAUCCUGAAGUUCACCUGGGUGCUCUUCCAGACGACGGUGGACAGCUUCACUAAGUGGAUGAACGACAUGUGCAGAGAGUACAUCGACAUCUCCACGGUGCUGCGGAUAGAGCGCUGUAUGCUAACCAGAGAGGUCAAAAAGGGUAACGUGCCGUCCAAAGAGAGCAUCCACGUCCUCUACCAGAAGGCCAUGAAGCUCAACAUGUCCCGUCAGGCCAGCAUGGAUCAGCUGAGUGAGGACGACUCGGCCUCGGGCUCCAACAGGCUCCAGAGAAGGAGAAGACCUAACCCGAUGGAGAGCCAGGACUCCACGGCCUCCAGAGACAGCAUCUCCAGCGGUUACACCGAGGCCACCACUCUGUUUUCCCGCCAAUCCACCCUGGAAGACCUGGAUGGGAUGCCAGAAUGCAUUCCCAAAACCAGCGAGCGCGCCCGGCCCAAACUGCGUAAGAUGUACGGCCUGGACGUUUCCACCUCAUCCAUGGACAGCUGUAGCAGCUUCAUGUCCAGUGAAGCGACCCAGGUUGUGACGCUCUACUCCAGACAGGGCACCACGGACACCAUAGAAGAAGUGGAGGAUGAGCACGAUCAAUGGGAAGACAAACAGCAGGCGGUUCCCUGGGAAUCUCAACAGCUGGACGAGAGUGAGGGGGCCGAGGGCGGUGGAUGGAGUGAUGCAGAUCCCAGGGACCAAGGGGAGAAGGAGGUGGAGGGUGAGGCUGAAGAAGGUGAGGAAGGCAUAGAGGUACCAAAGGAGCAGGAGAAUGACGAGAGGGAUGAGGCGCCCUGGGACUCCUUCGGCCCGGGUGAGGGCCCCUCGGACUCCUUCGGCCCAGGUGAGGGCCCCUCGGACUCCUUCGGCCCAGAUGAGGGCCCCUCGCUCAGGGUGGAGGAGACAGAGUCUGCCCAGGAGAAGGUCUUCACCACUGACAGUGAGGAGGGGGGAGGACAGCCGGACUUCACGCCCUCAGAGGGGAGAGUCGGGCUGAUUUACACUCCUGAUACAGACGCUUCCAAAACGUCCGACGCUGACGUUCCUCCGAGCUACAGCAAGGCCGUCAGCUUCGACCGCCUGGAGCUGAGCGACGAUGACAGCGACAUGGACAGGAAGAGGGGGCGGAUGUUGAUGACCUCCGACAGCCGCUCCGACAGCAGGUCCGACCUCAUGCUGCCCUCCAUGACCACUGAGCUGACCGCCAGCGAACUGCUGCUCAACAAGAUGUUUUACGAUGAGGAGCUGGAGCAGUCGGACAGGUUCUACCUGAAGCAGCCUCUGAUCCUGCAGCUGUGCUACGCCCUUUACAACAUGCUGGUGGCGCAUUCAGAGAUGGUGUGCUACCUGGUCAUCAUCAUCAACCACAUGGUGUCGGCCAACUGCGCCACCCUCGUCCUCCCCACCACCAUCUUCCUCUGGGCCAUGCUGUCCGUGCCACGGCCCAGCAAGCGCUACUGGAUGACUGCCAUUGUCUAUACUGAGGUCACCAUCGUCGUCAAGUACUUCUUCCAGUUUGGCUUCUUCCCCUUCAACCAGAACCUGGUAUUGGAUAAGGGCAAACCUUAUCACCCUCCCAACAUCAUAGGAGUGGAGAAGAAGGAAGGAUACGUCCACUACGACCUGGUCCAGUUACUGGCUCUCUUCUUCCACAGAUCCAUCCUGAAGUGUCACGGUCUGUGGGACGAGGACGACUCCAAAGAGAGGAGAGCGCCCUCCCGUCAGAGCGAGUCAGAGGACGAGGGAAAGAGCAAAUUGGAGGAGAGUGAGAAGGGGUCUGAACAAGCCUCCUCCCUGGUGAGUGAGAGAGGCUCCACUCACACCUUGAGUUCCUUAAACUUUGGCACCUCCAUCGAUUCAGGUCACGUCCGGGUGCAGUACCCGCAGCAGCAGACCUACCAGCGGCGCAAGAGCUCCAGUGGAGGCUCGCACAUUUCUCACCGAUCCCUCCACUCCACUGCGAGGUCCAAGAGAGGAAGUACCACUUCCCACCACAGCAGCCACAAGGACGGCAGCGAGGCCAGCGUCCAUCAGAAGACCCGAAAACAGAUGAUCAUGGAGAAGCUGAGGGAGCAGCUCCUCAAGGGGAAAGCCUUCAUCAUUAAGCGGUUCCUGGAGAUCUACCUUCCCAUGAGGCAGUUCUUCUACAACCUGGUCCACCCGGAGUACAGCGCGGUCACAGACGUCUACGUGCUGAUGUUCCUCGCUGACACCGUCGACUUCAUCAUCAUCGUGUUUGGCUUCUGGGCGUUUGGUAAACACUCGGCUGCAGACAUCACGUCAUCGCUGUCGGAGGAUCAGGUGCCGGGACCCUUCCUGGUCAUGGUGCUGAUCCAGUUUGGCACCAUGGUGGUGGACCGGGCCCUCUACCUCAGGAAGUCUGUCGUGGGAAAAGUCAUCUUCCAGGUCAUCCUGGUCUUUGGGAUCCACUUCUGGAUGUUCUUCAUCCUGCCAGGAGUCACUGAAAAGCGUUUCAACGAGAACAAGGUCGCUCAGAUGUGGUAUUUUGUCAAGUGCAUCUACUUCGGGCUUUCAGCCUAUCAGAUCCGCUGUGGUUAUCCCACCCGCGUGUUGGGAAACUUCCUCACCAAGAGCUACAAUUAUGUCAACCUCUUCCUGUUUCAAGGUUUCCGUCUGGUACCGUUCCUGACAGAGCUGCGGGCGGUGAUGGACUGGGUUUGGACGGACACCUCGCUGUCUCUGUCCAGCUGGAUCUGUGUGGAGGACAUCUACGCUCACAUCUUCAUACUGAAGUGCUGGAGAGAGUCUGAGAAGAGGUACCCCCAGCCGCGAGGCCAGAAGAAGAAGAAGGUGGUGAAGUACGGGAUGGGGGGGAUGAUUGUGGUGCUGCUGAUCUGCAUCGUGUGGUUCCCGCUCCUCUUCAUGUCCCUCGUCAAGUCCGUGGCUGGAGUGGUCAACACGCCGCUGGACGUGUCGUUUUCGAUCACGCUGGCUGGCUUUCAGCCCAUCUUCACCAUGAGCGCUCAGCAAAAACAACUGCAGAAUGUGUCAACAGUCCAGUAUAACAAGUUUCUUCAGAGAUACAAGAAAAACGAUGACGCCUUGCAGUGGCUGGAGAGCUACAGCAAGGACGACCUGAUCAUCGCAGAGCUGAAAGGCAGCUCCAACUCUCUGUGGACCAUCAGCCCGCCCAGCAGGAAAAACCUGAUCGAAAUGCUGAACAGCGACGAGGAGUUCCCCAUCACCGUGGCCUGGUCCGUGCAAAGAAACCUCACUUUUGGUGCCAAGGCUGAAAUAGCGUCGGGAAAACGAGUGACUGCUCUCGACUCGGAGACAAAGAAGGAGCUCAUAGAGAUCCUGAAUGGGACCGGAACCACUUCACAAGUGAUCCUCAAAGAAAUCUUCCCUCGUUUCAUUCGAGCCCCCUCUGACUCGGAUGCCAAGUCUGUGGAUCAUCUUUAUGACGAUCAAAAGAUGUUGAACAUAAGCCUGACGUUGAAGCGAACGGCGAACUUUACGGAACAGAUCCAUGAGUGGUGGAUCGUCAACCAGAUGCAGCCCGGCCCGAUCCCGAAGAGAAACCAGACCAAGAAUGAAACCGGCCUGGAUCUCUACGUGUUCAGCGACCAAGUCAGCCCCCCCAGCCUGGGCUUUCUGGCUGGAUACGGGAUCAUGGGCCUGUAUGCCUCUGUGGUUCUGGUCAUUGGCAAGUUUGUGCGCGAGUUCUUCAGCGGCAUCUCUCACACCAUCAUGUUCGAGGAGCUGCCCAACGUAGACCGCAUCCUCAAGCUGUGCACGGACAUCUUCCUGGUGCGAGAGACGGGGGAGCUGGACCUGGAGGAGGACAUGUACGCCAAACUCAUCUUCCUCUACCGCUCUCCAGAGACUAUGAUCAAGUGGACCAGAGAGAAAACUGAGUGAAUCUCAGCGAGGGGACGUUAAUGGAUGAAGUUUACGUGAGCAGCUAUUUUCGCCUUCUGAGGGAGCUCAAAGUCAGCCAAGGACCAACCCUGUCCUCUUCCACUGAGCUCCUACGGCUGAAAUACAGUUUUGGCUCCACACUAAAACACUUGUUUGGGUUCUAAACUAGUAUUAUAUACAAGUUACCGCUAAAAAAUUAUUGAGGACAGAUUUGCCGGUGCUGUAUUUAUCUCUGGCUCUGUUUGGCAUCCAGAGGAUAUAAUGAACAGCCGGUUGGAGACGGAGAACUCUUUUAAUACAAUUUUCCUAAGUUAUAAAAAAUCUUAAAGCUAAUAUAAAGGUUUUUAAACACAAAUUACCCUCAUCGCUCUUCAUGCCUGCCUCAACAUUUUCACAGUCGCACAGUAGGCGGAGAGAAACUGGCUGCAUUAAUCUUUAAGGGCUUCCCAUUUACAAAUGCACAAUAGUGACCACAUGAGCACAAUCUCAUAUCUUCUCCCAACUGAAACGCUUGGACUGUGGGACUGUGCAAUAUUGAGUUCCUCCAAGAUUUUGAAGGACGUGGACGAAGAGAAAAAGGGCCGGGUCUGACUAAGAAACAUGAACAUUAAGACCUUUUUUUUAUUUAGUUAAAGGUCAGAGGCCACACGGGAGCCUCCUGAAAGACACAAAGCAUUGCGAAACAUUAUCAGACAAUGUUUAAUUGCCUUAUUUUGUUUGUGUGAUAAGAACUGUUAUCAACAUAUCUUUCUCAGGAAGAGCUGUUUCACAGAUAUUCAUCGUAUGAGUUUUAUGUUACAAUAUGUAGGCGUUGAUGGAUCUUAAAGAUUGUAGAAAAAGAAGAGAAGUAUUUAAAUGGCAUGAAAUGUAGUGUGGAUAUUGUUGAGAUGGACUGAGUAUGUUUACUGCACAGGGAAACAUUUUAAAGGCUGUAUUUAGAAAGUAAAUUGUUUUCCUCACAGAGAUUUAUUGCCAAUCCUAAAUGUUCUGAACCAUCUACAGGUUGGCGACACUAGAGACGAGCAGAGGGCUGUUUCUGAAUCAGGGUAACGUGCAUUAGGUGGAAGAUUCCUACACAACACUUGUGAACCUCUCGCUGUUUUUAAACAUUCAUACUCAUGAACACUGUGGCGCGUUCAGUCAUCAAGGAAAAACACGAACAGAAGAAAAAAAAAGACUCCUCACGUGAAGGGCUGAGACACGAAGCCCUUUGGUCCAAACUAUGCAUUAGAGGACAUUGUAGCAUGAUAGAAAAACUUCAUUAUUGCCAUGACUAAUUUUCAUUACAUGUACAUACAUACAAGUUACCGGGGGACAGGUCGAGGUGGAAUGAAAUGUGAAAAUGUACCCGUGUGUUUAAAGCGAUGUUAAGGUAUGAUAGAGGUCCAAAGAUCUGCGAAUAAAACAUCUGGAAAGGUGUCGAGUUUUGAA
Molecule: messenger RNA, 10812 nt
Organism: Eleginops maclovinus (Patagonian blennie)
Lineage: Eukaryota; Metazoa; Chordata; Actinopteri; Perciformes; Eleginopidae
Product: piezo-type mechanosensitive ion channel component 2
Exons: 53
Coding region: 460-9381 (2973 amino acids)
Cellular component (GO): membrane
Molecular function (GO): mechanosensitive monoatomic ion channel activity
Source: RefSeq, a predicted model, not a curated record